Molecule: messenger RNA, 1514 nt
Organism: Daktulosphaira vitifoliae (grape phylloxera)
Lineage: Eukaryota; Metazoa; Arthropoda; Insecta; Hemiptera; Phylloxeridae
Exons: 5
Coding region: 138-1238 (366 amino acids)
Source: RefSeq, a predicted model, not a curated record
GAUGUUGAUUACACAAUAGGUAUUUAACGUUUUAUAUAAUUUUAAACUUCUGCGAAUUUUCUUCACAAUUUUUGUUAAUAAAGAAAAAUUAUUUUAUAGUCGGAAAUUUAUGUUUUUAUUUUUCUGAAUACGAUAAAAUGUUUUCCAUUAAGUUGCAUGAAUUUUGUGUUUUAUUACUAUACGUAAUUGUUGUGUUUGUUGGAGCUCCAAGUAUUUCUACGCAAAAAAAAGCAGCAAUUAUUAAUAACAUUUGCCAAAAUGAUGGAUGGCAACAUUUAACUGGCGUAGAGUCUGUAAACUUUAGUAAUCACCCAGUAAAUUUAGAAGAUAUUAAUAAAAUUGUCAAUAAAGAUACGUGCAAUAGAAAAGUGCAUGCCGCUGCUUCAAUUCUACUUUGUUCAUACGCUAUUGAUUUAAAAAAAAUAUUUUCUAUGGUUAUUUAUUAUAGUCAUGAAUGUCAAGGAGUUUUAAUUCAAAAAAAUAAUCCCUAUGAAUGCACAAGUGAUUUAUUGAAAAUAAUUAAGAAAAUAACUUUAUUGGCAACAGUCAUGAAAGAAUCGUUGAUUUCUUUAGAUGCGUUAUAUGGUACUCCUUUAAAAACCACAUUAGAUGAUUAUAUAUUAUAUUGUUAUUUGACAAGUUUACAAAAAGUAGAAAAUACUAUUUAUCGUGAAGCUCCUUCAAAAAAUAAUCCAAAUAUUUGUAAUCAAAUCUUAAAAAAUAUUACAUAUAUAUUUCAAGAAAUGGACACAGAUAUUAAUGUAGAAAUACAAAAUAAUACAAGAAAAUGUAAGAUUAAACCUGAAAUUUUCAAAGCAAUAGCGGAUGAUAAAAAUACAAUGUAUAAUAUAAAAAAUAAACAAAAAAAAAAUUUUAAUUUUGAAAAUUUGAAGAAAAAACUAGAUAACGAAAUUAAGAAGAUUGUUAUAGAAAAGUAUUACAAUUUAGGCUUCUAUUUUAAUCCAGAAAUUCAGAUGAUUGAUGUACCGAUUCCACAAGUAGUUCUUGAUAAUAAUAAGAUGAAACCGUCAACCACACCAUAUUUAGUCGAAAUAGAAAAAAAAAAGAAAACUGAGACCGGAGUCGAAGAAUUAUUGAACUUUCUUGAACAAGCAAAAGAUUAUGACAAUAAAUCAACUGACGAAAAGUUGGAUCCUACAGGAUUAAUUGGUGAAAGUUCAUCUCAGAAAUUAAAUUCACCUAAGUCAUCCAAGCCGAAGAAAAAAUUGAAGAAAUAGUAAGACAAAACUUUUUUUUUAUAAGAUUUUAUAUUCAAGUUUUCAUAAAAAAAAUGACUAAUUAUUACAAAUUGUGAGGAAAUUCAGUAAAAUGUACAAUCUUUAAUAAAAAGUUUUCUGGAAAACCUAUUAAAAUUAUAUAUUCAAGACAUAUACUACAAAAUUUCACACAUAAAUUUAUUUUUAAUGAUUGAAAAUAAAGAUAUUAUUGUACCAAAACUAAAACAAUAAAAUAAUAUGUAAUAACAUGUUAAUAAAUAAUAUAGUUGUUUGGCA